Neopsephotus bourkii (Bourke's parrot) is the source of this 1197-nucleotide messenger RNA. RefSeq names its product regulator of G protein signaling 21 (gene RGS21). The record is from RefSeq and is a predicted model, not a curated record. Bases 388 to 801 code for a protein of 137 amino acids. Lineage: Eukaryota; Metazoa; Chordata; Aves; Psittaciformes; Psittacidae. The transcript is spliced from 3 exons.
AGCUUUAUUGAAGAAGUAGGUGUCUUAUUUAGAAACACGUGAAAAAUAUGAGCUAGAUGACCAAUGGGAUUUAUUCCUGGUGUUUUGUUUCCGGGUUUAUUUUAAUUGUAAGCAUUACUACUACCUCCUGGAUGAACAAUCAAGUUGCCAAUGUCAAAUAUUAUAUUUUAUGAGUCCGUAUGGCUCUCUGCACUCUAAAGAAAACCGCAUCACACUUUUUGUUGACUUUCUGUUAUUCAGUGCAUAGGGUAACAGGAAUUACUCACUCUGCUCCUUCAAGGAGAUAGCCAAAUAACAGACUAGCUGCCACAGACUGCACAGGCAAAAGAUCCCAAUGCUAUUUUCAAGGAUAGAUGUUGUUUCCACAGGUCAAACGCUGGGGAAACCAUGGCCUGGUCUGAGUCUGUGGAUACAAUACUAGCUAAUAAAGAUGGCUUGGCAGCUUUUAGGACAUUUUUAAAGUCAGAGUUCAGUGAGGAGAAUGUGGAGUUCUGGCUCGCCUGUGAGGACUUCAAGAAAACCAAGUCCUCGGCUAAGAUCGCCUCAAAAGCCCAAAAGAUUUAUUCUGACUUUAUACAAGCUGAUGCUCCAAAGGAGAUUAAUAUUGACUUCCAAACUAAAACCCACAUUUCUCAGAACAUCUCUGAACCCACUCUCAGCUGCUUUGAUGAUGCUCAGAGGUUAGUCUAUAGUCUCAUGGCAAAGGACUCUUUUCCCAGGUUUCUAAGGUCAGAUGUUUACAAGGAAUUGGUAAAGAAGCAACAGAAUGGAAAUCAGAAGAGAUGGUUCCCAUUUUUGUGAGAAAAUGCCCAAGGGAUUAUGAAUUUGUAAAUGUCUCCCAUUGCAAGUCAGUACAGUUAAUAUUUUAUUAAACUGAUUGUACAAACCAGAUCUAAAUUGCCUUUGCCAGGUUGUUUUCAGGUACAGUAGGCACAUGAUAUUUUCUAAUAACAGUGGAGACAUAGUCAAGAAACAUGGAAUAUGCCAAGACAUUUGAGCUUCCUUUUUAGUAAAGAAGUUUGCCAUAGAUAGUUUUGCCAGUUCUUGCUUUAUCUGUCAAAGUGUUUUCACAUUAAGCAGAAUGUUUUGGGUUUUCUGAUUUGUUACUGAGUUUUCUGUAGAAGUAUGGCCUCAAAAAUAAAUUUCAGGGGACUUGGAUACAUUUACUCAUUCAUUCAUCAUCUCAUUUGUAAUAUG